AUGAUCAUGAACGCUCGCCUGGAUCGUCAUUUGCAAGUCAAGAUGCGUCUCAUUCAAGUUGCAUCCUCAGUCGCGCUUCUCCUCGCCCUCACCGCAGUAGCAAGACCUCAACCGGUGUUGCCUCCCAUCUUCGACGCUAGUUCGUCAUCGGCGCAGAGAUCUAGCAUGGUGGACCACUCUAGGCCGCAAGCCCAAGGCCCCGCCAGCUUGCAGGCUCCUUCAGCUCCAGUUCUGCGGGCAUCUCCCAGCAUUGAUCUCCAGGCGCCUUAUCAAGACGCACCACUUCACGGCGACAUGGUCACCCCACAUCCGUUCCUCACCGAGCUUCCAGUAGUGCGAACCGACGUCGUCAACACGAUCCUCUCCGACGACUUUGACAUUCGUUCUCACUUUCCUCUCCGCCAGCUCUUGACCCCAAUCGAAAGAAAGGCGCUACAUGAUCUGUCUGAAAACCACUUAGCAACACCUGAGAUUACGUGGCUACACGACGUGGUCGACGAGCCUCAGUAUAAUCUUAGAUAUAGGAAGGAGCUAUAUGUUGCGGCUCCAAUUCCCCAGUAUGAUUGGCGGAAGGCAGUGGGCUUGCAGGAACGAGUCGGCACAGAGCACUGGCUGCCGAUCAUAUUCUACAAGGUCGAAGUCGAGCCCGGCAAGCGCACUCAAUUCAAUUUGGCGGGCAUCGAGGUGGUGAGAGAGGUGAAUGAGGCAAUGAGGGUCUUGGUCGACAUGGAUAGACGGGAGACGCUAAACAACAUUGCGAAGCGGCUUGACAUGAUCAUUCGGCACGACUAG
Molecule: messenger RNA, 792 nt
Organism: Pseudozyma hubeiensis SY62
Lineage: Eukaryota; Fungi; Basidiomycota; Ustilaginomycetes; Ustilaginales; Ustilaginaceae
Exons: 1
Coding region: 1-792 (263 amino acids)
Source: RefSeq, a predicted model, not a curated record